AUGCAGAGAGCCGGAGGCGGCGGCGCCCCCGGGGGCAGCGGCGGGGGCGGCGGCGGGGGCCCGGGCGCUGCCUUCUCCAUCGACUCCCUGAUCGGGCCGCCGCCGCCGCGCUCCGGCCACUUGCUCUACACCGGCUACCCCAUGUUCAUGCCCUACCGGCCCCUCGUGCUGCCGCAGGCGCUGGCCCCCGCGCCGCUGCCCGCCGGCCUCCCGCCCCUCGGCCCGCUGGCCUCCUUCGCCGGCCGCCUGACCAACACCUUCUGCGCGGGGCUGGGCCAGGCCGUGCCCUCGAUGGUGGCGCUGACCACCGCGCUGCCCAGCUUCGCGGAGCCGCCCGACGCCUUCUACGGGACCCCGGAGCUCGCUGCCGCCGCCGCCGCCGCCACUGCCACCCGAAACAACCCCGAGCCGGGCGGCCGACGCCCGGAGGGCGGGCUGGAAGCCGAAGAGCUGCUGCCCGCCCGGGAGAAAGUGGCAGACCCCGCACCGCCCCCGCCUCUGCACUUCUCAGAGACUUUCCCAAGUCUGCCGGCAGAGGGGAAGGUGUACAGCUCAGAUGAGGAGAAGCUGGAGGCACCGGCGGGAGACCCCGCAGGCAGCGGGCAGGAGGAAGAGGGCUCGGGCGGUGACAGCGAGGACGACGGCUUCCCGGACGGUUCCGCAGGGGGCCCCGGGGCCCUGCUGGGACCCAAACCGAAGCUAACGGGGAGCCUGGGGACUGGAGCUGAGGAGGGGGCCCCGGCGGUGGCGGUCCCGGCCCCUGGGGGCAAGAGCCGGCGGCGCCGCACAGCCUUUACCAGCGAGCAGCUUUUGGAGCUGGAGAAGGAGUUUCAUUGCAAGAAAUACCUGAGCUUGACCGAGCGCUCCCAGAUCGCCCACGCCCUCAAGCUCAGUGAGGUGCAGGUCAAGAUCUGGUUUCAGAAUCGGCGGGCCAAGUGGAAGCGCAUCAAAGCUGGCAAUGGGAGCGGCCGCUCCGGGGAGCCUGUGAGAAACCCCAAGAUUGUCGUGCCUAUCCCCGUGCACGUCAACAGGUUCGCGGUGCGGAGCCAGCACCAGCAGAUGAGCGGGGCGCCCGGCCCCGAGGGGCUCCCGGGGACCUCCUGAGUCCGCUCGGAGGCUGGGCUAGGGUUCUGGG
Messenger RNA from Kogia breviceps (pygmy sperm whale), 1135 nucleotides. It is a transcript of the gene GBX1, whose product is annotated as gastrulation brain homeobox 1. Gene Ontology annotation, cellular component: nucleus. NCBI's taxonomy places the organism in Eukaryota, Metazoa, Chordata, Mammalia, Artiodactyla, Physeteridae. The record is from RefSeq and is a predicted model, not a curated record. Gene Ontology annotation, molecular function: RNA polymerase II transcription regulatory region sequence-specific DNA binding; DNA-binding transcription factor activity, RNA polymerase II-specific. Gene Ontology annotation, biological process: regulation of transcription by RNA polymerase II; regulation of nervous system development.